Messenger RNA from Penicillium oxalicum, 855 nucleotides. Its product is annotated as WW domain-containing protein. The transcript has a single exon. Lineage: Eukaryota; Fungi; Ascomycota; Eurotiomycetes; Eurotiales; Aspergillaceae. The record is from RefSeq and is a predicted model, not a curated record. Gene Ontology annotation, molecular function: protein binding. The coding region runs from base 1 to 855 and encodes 284 amino acids.
AUGUCUGACCAGCCUCACUCGCCUGAUUCCUCUCGGGCGGAGUCCCGCGCUCCAUCACCUGCGCAUGGCACACCUCAAGCUGAUGCUGAUACGGAGAAGUCCACGGCAGAAAUGAAGACACCAGACCACGACCACACAGACAAACCUACUUCAAAAUCACCAUCGCGGGAGAAAGAAGAACACAUACCGACGGAAUUGCAUGAUACUACCCAGGCAUCCAAUGAUUCUGAAUCAGCACCACCACUACCCGAUGAGGUGCCUCCGCCGCUUCCCGACGAAGCACCACCUGGGAAAGUAGAGGAUGACGGAUGGGAACCUGUUUGGGAUGCGAACGCUCAAGCCUUCUAUUUCUUUAAUCGGUUCACCGGGCUCACCCAGUGGGAAAACCCCCGAGUUCCUGAAGCAGCCGCUCCGGGCACUGUGAGCGCCAGCACGCUUGAGGCACUGAAUUCCACCGAGAAAAAAGCACCGGUACUGGGAGGAUACAACCCUGCGAUUCAUGGGGACUACGAUCCAAAUGCUUCUUACGCGCAGCAGCAUGAGGAACCGUCUGGAGAAGCUGGGGGGUCGGCACUAGAUCCCGCGGCCGCAUACGCUGCGACUGGCACAUUCAAUCGCUUCACCGGCCGCUGGCAGGCUGAUUCGAUCCGGCCGGAAAAUUACAAUGAUGAGAACAAGUCACGGCGGCAGAUGAACGCGUUCUUCGAUGUGGAUGCCGCGGCAAACAGUCACGAUGGGCGAAGUCUCAAGGCUGAACGGAGUGGAAAGAAGCUGAGCAAAAAAGAAUUAAAGAUGUUCAAAGAAAAGCGCCGAGAAAGAAAAGAGGAGAAACGCAGAGCGUGGCUUCGAGAUUAA